Molecule: messenger RNA, 1518 nt
Organism: Mus caroli (Ryukyu mouse)
Lineage: Eukaryota; Metazoa; Chordata; Mammalia; Rodentia; Muridae
Gene: Ccn3
Product: cellular communication network factor 3
Biological process (GO): cell adhesion; positive regulation of cell differentiation; signal transduction
Cellular component (GO): extracellular region; extracellular matrix
Molecular function (GO): integrin binding; heparin binding
Source: RefSeq, a predicted model, not a curated record
UCCCUGGAGCGCACUAUAAAACCUGCACGGGUGGCGCUCGCCGCUCAGCCAGACCUGGGUGAAGGGGCAGUCCCAUCUCCAGCCUGUAACAGCCCUAGCAGGCAGAACAUGAGCCUCUUCCUGCGAAAGCGAUGCCUGUGCCUAGGCUUCCUGCUCUUCCAUCUCUUAAGUCAAGUCUCUGCAUCUCUGCGCUGCCCUUCUCGGUGCCCGCCCAAAUGCCCCAGUAUAUCACCGACCUGCGCCCCCGGGGUGCGCUCGGUGCUGGACGGCUGCUCCUGCUGUCCGGUGUGCGCCCGCCAGCGCGGGGAGAGUUGUUCUGAGAUGAGACCCUGUGACCAGAGCAGUGGUCUCUACUGUGACCGCAGCGCAGACCCCAACAACCAGACUGGCAUUUGCAUGGUUCCAGAGGGAGACAACUGUGUGUUCGAUGGGGUCAUUUACCGCAACGGAGAGAAGUUUGAGCCGAACUGUCAGUACUUCUGCACCUGCAGGGAUGGGCAGAUUGGCUGUCUGCCCCGCUGCCAGCUGGAUGUGCUACUGCCGGGUCCUGACUGCCCAGCUCCGAGAAAAGUUGCAGUGCCAGGGGAGUGCUGCGAAAAGUGGACCUGUGGCUCAGAGGAGCAGGGGACGCAGGGGACACUGGGAGGCCUGGCCCUUCCAGCCUAUAGACCGGAAGCCACCGUAGGAGUUGAAGUCUCUGACUCCAGCAUUAACUGCAUUGAGCAGACGACGGAGUGGAGCGCAUGUUCCAAGAGCUGUGGAAUGGGCGUGUCCACCCGGGUCACCAACAGGAAUCGCCAGUGUGAGAUGGUAAAACAGACUCGUCUCUGCAUCGUCCGGCCUUGUGAACAAGAGCCCGAGGAAGUAACAGACAAGAAAGGUAAAAAGUGUCUCCGCACCAAGAAGUCCCUGAAAGCCAUCCACCUACAGUUCGAGAAUUGCACUAGCUUGUACACCUAUAAGCCCCGGUUCUGCGGGGUCUGCAGUGAUGGCCGCUGCUGUACCCCCCACAACACCAAAACCAUCCAGGUGGAGUUUCAGUGUCUCCCGGGGAAUAUCAUCAAGAAACCACUCAUGGUCAUUGGAACCUGUACUUGCUACUCCAACUGCCCUCAGAACAAUGAGGCCUUCCUCCAAGAUCUGGAGCUGAAGACAAGCAGAGGAGAAAUUUAACAGGUGCUCAGGGAAGCAUAUUGGUUGAGGCAAACGGUUGCUGCCGCAUAGCCCACCAUCUGUAUAUAAGAAACAUAAUGAAGUUUUCCCAUGUAUGUUGCUGUGAUCAUAUGAGGCCAUUUAUAUUUGUCUUUUUUUUUUUUAAUGAAAGAUGUUCCGAAUGUAAACUUAGAAUCAAGGUAAGCUCAAAAUAUGGCUUAAAGGUGACUUCCUUUCCUGUGCUGUUUAUUACAAGAGCAAAUUUGUAUAAAUUUAAGUCACAUAAAUGAUCUAGUUAGUAGAAUGUGUCACAUCACAUUCAUUUUCUGUGCACUAGUUAAAUCCCAAUAAAUGUUACAGAAAUGA